AUGACCGUUUUUGUACUCAUCGGCAUCAGCUAUUUCCUUCCACUUUUCCAGCGUCUAGCACGCAUCGGUGAAAAGCGUCAGUACUAUAGGACAUACCAGUCGAAGUCGCUCUGGGUGUCUCGUAAGCACGUCGUAGUCUGUGGUGAGUUUAGUGAUCUUGGAUUUGAUAUUUUGCUUCGAAACUUCUACUCGGGAUGGCGCAAGUAUCUGAGCACGUGUAUCGUCUUCAUGUUUCCAAAAGAGUACUCUGCGGAGGUUCAACUGACCGCGAACCUGCCAUGGUACAAAGGACGUGUACAUCUCAUGAUUGGUGACCCCACCAAAGAGGUGGACCUUCGUCGUGCCGGUGCAAAAUCUGCAGACGCGAUCUUCCUGUUUGGAAAUACCCGUUCCGCUGCUUACUACCGGGAUUACGACAUUAUUGAACAAUCCCUGGCGGUAGGUCUGUUUGACCCCGAGUUGCCCCAGCACCUCAUGUUGCGCCGGAGCCGAACAAUGAAACAAAUUGCGCCCUAUGCUGCGAGUGCGCUGGAGAUUGAACGCACCGUGCAUCACCUCCUCGGACUAUCCAUGGUAAACCCCGGUGUCAUCCCGUUUAUCAUUAACUUAAUGAAUACGUAUGAGCCGCUGCCACUCGAUAUGCCACAUGCAUGCCAUUGGAUAGAGCAAUAUGAGUACUCGAUACGAAAUGAUCUGUACGACAUCGACGUACCAGACACCCUGCGCGGGCGUGAAUUCCGUAUCUUAGCACGCUCCUUUUUUGAGUAUGACAUUACCCUCAUCGGAGUCCUCGACGCGCAUUACGCAGUUGAGUUGAAUCCAAAUGAACUGAUCCCAAACGCAAAAAAGCUCCUCCUGAUUGCGAGGUCCAUGAAGGCUGUCCAUGAUGCCACAGACGCAAUCUCACGUGAUUUCGAGCAGACUUUCGGGGAGGAAAUGCUGGUGGCCCCAGAUCCCAAUGAGCGUCUCGGGACGAAGAGUAGAUUCAAACCUAAUCAACAGUGCGCAUACCCGGAAUGUGUUAGCGAUCCCCCUCCGCUAAACUAUCAGGCUAGUGAUGAUUCUGAUCACUCCGCAGAUCGUCAUUAUUCUCAUUGCGGCGAUACGGCGCCGUACGCAUCGAAUUUAGCUUCUGACAAUAUUCGUCUCUCUACACGAAAGUCUCAAAACGACACGGGCACCAAUCUCAACAUGGAAACUGAAUACUUACUACGCAUAAACGACGCUUUUGGGUGUGAAAAACAUUUCCUAAUGAUCGAUCUGUCCUCGGCAAAGGGUAAAGAUAAGACGACACGCUAUGCGUUAGAGGGCCACCUGGCAGCUCUCGCACGUGACGUGUACGCGGUGAUGCGGCCUGUCCGGCAGGCAUACUCUCAAAGCGACGUUGUCCUGCUCACAAACGACGUCAGCUUCGCACCAUACUUUACAGAUUACUGGGAUUUCAACGAAGAGGCUAGCCCCUUGAAAUACAUUUUAGGCUGCGGCCUCAAUACGACCGAACUGAUGCGCUGCAAUCUUCGGGAAUGUGCAGGGUGUUGCAUUUUUUUUGCCGGAGAUAUCAGUCGCGAAGGCUCAACAGCUGCUAUGGCCAUGCUUGUUGUGCUCUCGAUACACGAUAUCCUCAAUGGGGCCCCCCCUUUCCCAGUGGUUGUUGAACUUGAAGGCUUAAUCAAUCUCCCUCUCUUCCCUCCAGUUGCAGAAGAUGCUGAACUCCGCUCAAAGGCAAGUGUGGAUUUUGUAUUUGAGCCUAACUUUUUGAUUGGAAAUGCAAUUAGUCGAGAAAUGCUGCUCCCAACUCUGCAGGGAACAUACUUUAUGGAGGAGUUUAUUGAUGUGAUGGACACUCUAAUUAGAGGAUAUGCGAACGAUCUCCCAACCCUAUCACAGCUUCCGCUAAGCAUGUGUGUAGUGGAACUGGGAACCUAUGAAGACGUCAUUAACUACUGUCUAAAGGCGGGAUUUUUGCCCAUUGCGCUAUAUCGCUGCAUUCGCGAUGCGAAAAAUCCAUCGCUCGAUGGGUUUCGCUACGUCCUCACAAACCCACCGAAGUAUUUGUGCGUAGAUCAGGCUGUUGAUGUUGUUUAUUACCUGAUUUCUCAAUGA
Phytomonas sp. EM1 is the source of this 2103-nucleotide messenger RNA. NCBI's taxonomy places the organism in Eukaryota, Euglenozoa, Kinetoplastea, Trypanosomatida, Trypanosomatidae. The record is from the annotation of a GenBank genome assembly.